AUGUUUACAUUAUGGUGCAAUAUCUCUGGAGAGUUGACAGCCGUACCCCGAGGUCAUUAUCAUUAUAUCGACAUGACAGCACUUCUCCGCGGUCAUAUAAACCUAAUAAUUGCUUCCGUUUCCUCCCACUCUGCAGUGCUUGUCGACUCCUCCUCCUCUCUGCUGCUCUCGCUGCUAUUGGCCCAGCUUCCUUUAUUUACGUCUGCCGUCCCCGCCCCCUACCGGCGGCCGAACGUCGUGCACGAACUGGAUAGAUUGGCCAAUCAGACGAAGAAUCUGAGGCAGAUCACAGCAGAUCUAUUGAAGGAACAUGCGUUCGAGACAGACCCAGAACAGCAUAGAUUUAAGUCCUUGCCACUAAUGAACAACAGGGCCAGUGACAUCAACUCCCUUGAGAUGAGACCCACUCUCUCCCAGCUCCACGCGGACUUGAAGUCGUUUGAGCACCAUUUUGCCUGGUUGAGCAGAGCAUCAAGGAAACACCACCACCCUGCUCUCCCUAAACUGGGACAGAUGAUGUCACUCAUCAAGUCUCUCACCAGCAUGCUAGAGCAUCAGAUGAUGAGAGUUGAUGCUCAGCGUCUCUCUCCUCCCUCUCCCUCGAUGCCGCCUCCACCCCCCUCCCAGUUUGACGUGUUACAGUCUUCCCAGGAGCUGCUACUACAGUUCAGACUCUUCUGUGAUUGGGCCCAACGAGUGUUCUCAGUGCUCAGUACAAAGUCCAAAAUGUCUGCAGUACAAUGAUGAUCCCUGAAGUGCUAUAGUCUAUAGGGAUACACAGAAUCCACACUACAACCAAUGGGGAUCUACUAGCUUCAACCGGCACUACAGCCAAAGAUGAUCCAAGAAAUCCACACUACAGCCAAUGAUGAUCCAAGAAAUCCACACUACAGCCAAUGAUGACCCAAGAAAUCCACACUACAGCCAAUGAUGACCCAAGAAAUCCACACUACAGCCAAUGAUGACCCAAGAAAUCCACACUACAGCCAAUGAUGACCCAAGAAAUCCACACUACGGCCAAUGAUGACCCAAGAAAUCCACACUACGGCCAAUGAUGACCCAAGAAAUCCACACUACGGCCAAUGAUGACCCAAGAAAUCCACACUACGGCCAAUGAUGACCCAAGAAAUCCACACUACGGCCAAUGAUGACCCAAGAAAUCCACACUACGGCCAAUGAUGACCCAAGAAAUCCACACUACGGCCAAUGAUGACCCAAGAAAUCCACACUACAGCCAAUGAUGACCCAAGAAAUCCACACUACAGCCAAUGAUGACCCAAGAAAUCCACACUACAGCCAAUGAUGACCCAAGAAAUCCACACUACGGCCAAUGAUGACCCAAGAAAUCCACACUACAGCCAAUGAUGACCCAAGAAAUCCACACUACAGCCAAUGAUGACCCAAGAAAUCCACACUACGGCAAUGAUGACCCAAGAAAUCCACACUGCAGCCAAUGAUGACCCAAGAAAUCCACACUGCAGCCAAUGAUGACCCAAGAAAUCCACACUACAGCCAAUGAUGACCCAAGAAAUCCACACUACAGCCAAUGAUGAUUCAAGAAAUCCACACUACAGCCUUGCACUGUUGUCACUGAACCUCCAUCCUCAUUAUAGCCAAUGAGAGACCUCCAUAUUCAAACUACAGCCUAUGAGGAUCCACCAUAUUCACACUAUUACAACCAGUAAUGGUCUCCAAUAUUCACGAACACGUCACUGCCACCCCCUCCUCUCUCUUAAAUACCUUGUUCCUGACUGUGUUAUUUAUCUAUUUAUUUAUUUAUUUAGUUAUUUAUUUGAUGUCAUUAUUUAUUUGAUUUUGUAACGUGUCACGUAUCAUUUUUACUUACUUUAUUGUUGUGAAUUUAAUUUCUUGUACCUUGUCAAUACUCCUAUUUUGUUCUCUCUCUCCCCCUUCAUUCCUCCCCCCAAACUAAACAAGGAGACCACACAGUAGCACUUCCUGACUUCUUACAGUCUCUAAUGAUAUGGAUUGUAUUUUCAACCAUUUAACCUAUCUCUCUGUACAAAGAGUAGCCUAUUUCCGCCAGUAGAUGUAGCAAACAUACUUGGCUUGUAGCAAGCAUAUCUUGGGAGAGCGUACAUGUAUUUUUCUUACAGUGCUGUACUUUACCUGGUAGAUUUACGGUUACUCAUAGAAUCUUCUGAACAUGUUCAAUGUGCCACCUGUUUGGUUUUGUAAACUGUUAAGAAAGAACCAAGCCUCAAUCAGGAUGUCAACACAACAUAGGAGGGUAGAUCGUUUUUCCAUGGGUUUAGUUGCUAUAAGUGGCUGUGUCCCACAUGGAAAAAUAACAGGUGGUAUAUCUAACACUGUGGUAAAGGUUUAUGAAUAUGCCCUGUUGCUAAGCACUGAUCUAGGACCUGAUCUAAUCUCUUUGCACAAAUUUAUUAGGAUUAGCCUUUUGAGUCAGCUGAUCCUGAAUCUGUGCCUUGGUACACAUAAUGUUUGAGCGUUUUAGUGACAUAAAUAAUAAAUUAAAAAACACCCCAAGCCUUAAAAUACUAUGUAUUGUGAUACUACGGUUCUGCACAGUUGUACAUACUUGUACAAUAAUGUAAAUUGUUGUAUACAAUGCAAUUGUGUAGUAUAGUUUUCUAUGAUAUAAAUGUAAAAUACUCUCAAUGCUAUCCCUAUCGUUUUGUCGCAAUAUCAAUAUUAUUCUAUUCUAGUAUUUUGUGACAGUAUUUACUAUUUAUUUAAGUUACUUUGGUGGAACUAUUUAUUUGCGCUGCAGAGGAGCGAGUCUCCUGUUGUUUUUGUACUUUUAUACUGUUUUUAUUCAUAAUUACCAUUAUCAUUGCCAUCAUCCAUGUUGAAAUCAUUGUAGUACCAUGCCUGAACGCUGUGUAAAACCUUGUGCUUGGGGUCUCCAGCACACAGACUGACUGAUUGGCCUAAAUGUGAAAUGUGUGCCUUGAAGAAAAAAAGAAGAAAAAAAAGUUA
Messenger RNA from Salvelinus fontinalis (brook trout), 2964 nucleotides. Its product is annotated as interleukin-11-like. Bases 1 to 744 code for a protein of 247 amino acids. Gene Ontology annotation, cellular component: cytoplasm. NCBI's taxonomy places the organism in Eukaryota, Metazoa, Chordata, Actinopteri, Salmoniformes, Salmonidae. The transcript has 4 exons. Gene Ontology annotation, molecular function: growth factor activity; cytokine activity. The record is from RefSeq and is a predicted model, not a curated record. Gene Ontology annotation, biological process: positive regulation of cell population proliferation; positive regulation of MAPK cascade.